Morone saxatilis (striped sea-bass) is the source of this 5286-nucleotide messenger RNA. It is a transcript of the gene mybl1, whose product is annotated as v-myb avian myeloblastosis viral oncogene homolog-like 1. The record is from RefSeq and is a predicted model, not a curated record. The transcript is spliced from 15 exons. Gene Ontology annotation, biological process: regulation of DNA-templated transcription. Gene Ontology annotation, molecular function: RNA polymerase II cis-regulatory region sequence-specific DNA binding; DNA-binding transcription factor activity, RNA polymerase II-specific. The coding region runs from base 359 to 2569 and encodes 736 amino acids. Gene Ontology annotation, cellular component: nucleus. Lineage: Eukaryota; Metazoa; Chordata; Actinopteri; Moronidae.
CAGAGAGGAACAAAAGUAACGCGUUAGUCUCUUCCACCUAAUAUCUGGGGGGUUAUGUUCCGAUAUUGCCUUUUUAGAAACGAGCAACAGAAGACGACGCAGUGAAGGUUUUUUUUUUUUUUUUUUGGAAAGAUGUUAUCGACAUUGAACGCGGCGUUUACGCAGAGAGCGUAAUGUUAUGGACUGUACAUUAAGUUAGCUCACUGGCUAGCCGGAUAGUGCUGGCUAGAUGCUGCCGCGUCUCAAAGCGAUGACUGACAGCGAUUUCUAUGGAUAAACUUCAAUUAAUGUGGGAUUUUUAUAAAGCUGCCCAACACAGGUUCGUCUUUGAAAAGGUUCAAUCAUCCUACCGACUGUCAUGGACAACGUGAAACCACGCAGCAAUGAUGAGGAUGAAGAGCUACACUCCACAGACCCAGAGAGUAAAGAGAAGAGCAAAGACAAAAAGACCCUGUGCAAAGUAAAGUGGUCCCGAGAUGAGGAUGAAAAACUGAAAAAACUUGUAGAGCAACAUGGAACUGACUCCUGGAAACUAAUAGCUAACUUUUUCCCAGGGAGGACAGAUGGCCAGUGUCAGCACCGCUGGCAGAAGGUGCUCAACCCAGAGCUGGUGAAAGGACCCUGGACAAAAGAGGAGGAUCAAAAGGUUAUUGACCUGGUACACAAGUAUGGCCCCAAGCGUUGGUCGGUGAUCGCUAAGCACCUCCAGGGCAGAAUUGGAAAGCAGUGCCGUGAACGGUGGCACAACCACCUUAAUCCAGAGGUGAAGAAGUCUUCAUGGACUCAGGAAGAGGACCGAAUCAUCUAUGAUGCCCACAAACGUCUUGGCAACCGCUGGGCAGAGAUCUCCAAGCUUCUUCCUGGACGGACGGACAACUCCAUCAAGAACCACUGGAACUCCACCAUGAGGAGGAAGGUGGAGCAUGAGGGGUACCUGCAAGAUGGCUCCAAGAGUUUGAAUUCUUCUCACGGUGGAGUGAAGAGACGCCACCACAGGCCGUGUCCUCCAACUCCAACAGAGCUGCAGCACUGUGACCGCAGUCCUCUACCUAUACCGGGACCCAACCAGAUAGGGGGAUAUUCUUAUGAUCCUCACAGUGGACACUUGAUGGAUAGUCUUCCUGAUAAUUCAGACUUCAUGUCGAGUCUGGAGCAGUACUCAGCCUGGUCCGAAAGUGUGUCAGAUGACACAUUGACCACAAGUAGCAGCAGCCUAAAGGAGCAGGCAGAGAGAAGGUCCUGGAAGGGCUCUGAGAUCCCCCAGGGACCUCAGCCACAGCUUCCUGUCUCCCCCAGCAAGUUCCUGGCUGUGGAGGCUAGCGCUGUGCUCUCCACCCUGCAGACCAUACCGGAGUUCGCAGAGACCAUGGAGCUCAUUGACUCAAUGUGUUUUGCUCUUCAGGACCCUGUUGCAUGGAGCGACAUGGCCAGUUUUGACUUGUCAGAGGAAGCGACACCUCCCAGGCACAACCAGGCAGGCUACGCCACUCACCUGCAAGACAGGCCAAUUGACAGUUCAAUGGGCUACACAGUCAACACUCCGCCUGCCAUCUCUGCUCGUGAUAAGAACUGUGCUCAAUUUGGUCUGGGCAGUGUCAACUCCCUGACUCCUAUCAACUCAUCCAAACCCUCCCAGACAUCCAUUGGGAGGAGGAGGAGAAGAGAGAGGGGGGAACCGUCUCCUUUGUGUGACAGAACCUGCUCCUCCUUCCUGGAAAAUAUCUCAAAUUCUCCAAAGAAGACGCCCACAAAGUCACUGGCAUUCACCCCGUCACGAUUCUGCAACAUAUCAGGGGCGGAGCAUCUGAAUCUGGAUAACCCCGCCCUCACCUCAACUCCUGUGUGUGGCCAAAGGUGUCUCCUUAACACACCACUCCAAAAAGAAACCACACCUAAGCACCAGAAAGAGAAUGAUGGUUCACGGACCCCCAAAUUCCGUAAAACUGUCAUGAUUCCAACGCCGAGGACACCGACCCCCUUCAAAAAUGCCUUGGCUGCCCAGGAGAAAAUGCAUGGGCCACUGAAGAUGGAGCCCCAGCCAUUGGCGUUUCUAGAAGAAGACAUUCGAGAAGUUCUGAAGCAGGAGACUGGAGCGGACAUCUUUAACAGAGCAGACUUCCAGCAAGACUACAGAGCAUGGAAACAUAAUAUUGAUGGCCCAGCUAGAAAGGUGCGUAAAUCUCUUGUGCUGGACCCCUGGGGGAAAGACUGCCUAAAUGUCCAACUCUUCCAAGAGCAGCUCAACAACGCACAAGUGCAGGAUGAAAGUCUACUGACAAACUCCUCACUGAUCACCCCGAUCUCCGAGCAGGAGUGUAUCCGUUCUUUGACUUCUGGCCAAGAGGAGCCCUCAUUAGUCCCAGUACAUCCUCAUCGCUUCACCAGCCCCCGGAUGAAGAAGCUUCUCGCCUCCCACAAAGCACCAAGACAUGCCAAUGUACAGGUGAGUGAGUGGGAAGCAGUGGUUUAUGGGAAGACAGAGGACCAGCUGAUCAUGACGGAACAGGCUCGUCAGUACCUGAACCCUUACCCGUCUUCUGGCUCUACCUCAAGGGCCCUUGUGCUUUAAAGCCGUCCCCUCACUGCGCAGGCAACACUACUACACCCCGUCCAACAACUGAAAGCUCCACUGAAUCCUGUAAGAGACAAUCCGGUGAAGACAAAUGAUUUUAUUUUUUGUUUUGAAGCAGAAAUGCACUGCCAAGGACGUCCACAAAAAGGCACGGCUGCUGGUAUUGUUUUCAACACGUUUCUAGGUCACUGCCCAAGUAGUUUCUCGUUCAUAGGUUUGGCUGUAUUUUCGUUGAAAUACACACAACCUAAACAGUUUUGUACAGAUAUGAAAAGUCUAGAUUUUUUUCUGCACUAGUCAGUAAUGUUGAAACAACCUGCACAUACAGUAGGCUUUAGAAAUAGUGUUUAUUACUAGCAGUGGCUGCUUCUGAGUUUUAUAUUGUUAAUAUAUUGUUCAAAUGACAAGAAAGACAUUUUAUAAUGUAACGCUACUCAUUGUUUAUUUCCUCCAGCUUAUUUCGCUAAACUGCCCCGUUGCUGUUAUCAGAUAAAAACCACGUACAUGCAAAAUAUGUAAUUUUUUUAUUGGCACCCAUGUAUUUCUAAAACCACACACCAUGGGUUUUUAACAAGACACACAGAGUACAGAAUGUAAUGUUAACAACUGCUUUUGAAAAUUAGAGUAACACAAACGCAGUUACGUGGUUUUUUGUGACAGCAGUGUUACGAUGCUGAAUGCCUAUCCACGGUGAUGUGAAGUUUUUGAGGAUGGAAAUAAGAAGCUGUCAGUAUUGCACUACUGAGUUGAUUUUGCUGCUGAGAAAGGAGCAGUGUUUUUAAGGGCAAACUGGAUAGCACUUGUGAUGGUAUAUUUUUAUGAACAACAGCAUUUCCUUUCCAAGGCCGUAGUGUCUGUCGAGACAUCGGUUGAAUGUAUUUCAUUGCAAUGUACAUGUGUAAGAACCUCAAAAAUGGAAGGGUACCUUUAAUGUUUAUUUUCUGUUUGUUUUAUUUAUUAUCUGACAGCUCUAAAGCUUAGAUAUUAAUAUAAAUCGGACACCAUGAGUUCUUAAGAAGUUUAACUUUGCUGACAAAACAGCCUAAAAACCCUCACUUGCUCUACAGCAGUUCUCUCUGUAAUAGAGAGUGAAUGGUCACCAUUGCUUCGGUCAGUCAGUUUCCGUGUGUCACGAUUGACCAGUUUUCAUAUCAUCAGUGUUCUACAACAAGCAUUUGGUCGAGAAGGAUUUACUUUUUAUGUGAAGGCUGUAGGUUUUAUUUAUUUAAUGUCUACUAAUUUAUUUAUUUUCUAAAAAAAAAAAAACAUUUAAGAGAAAUUAUUGAAGAAUUUUAUUGUCUUUUCUCUUUCAAAAUCAGGAUAGGGCUACCAUUCAGUUUCAUUACUCCAAGUUAGAAGAACACGCACUGCCACUAAUUUAAUAUUUUAAUUUCUCUUUUCCCGAUCAGGCAAGAUCUAGCAAAUAAUCAUUGUGUAGUUGUAUCUGUGAUCUUGUAACAUAUAGAUAGGACUUUUUUUUUUCUCCAUUGAUUCAAAUGCGUUCUUCGCUAUUAGGUAGCAGGACUCCAUCUACGACCUCUAAUCAUAAACAAAUUGCACUUUUUACUCAUUUAAUUUUAAAUGUUUGUUCAUUCUGAUGAUGUAGCUCUUGUCCUUAAUUUUAUUUUUGUUUCUUUGUGUGUGUUUGUGUGCGUGCGUGCGUGUGUGUGUGUGUUAGACGGUUGUCUCCCCGUUUGUAAUGAAUGCUGACAUUAAGAUCUUGCUGCUUGAUUUCAACAUUUUUCUCCUGUUCUGCUGCAGAAGUGUGUGUUUAAAUACACAAUAAUAACUACAUUAAAGCCUUACAUUCAACUUUUUUUAUGCAGAUGUCUCUGGGCAAAAACAGACCGUCAUUAUUAUUUUUAUUAUUAUUAUAACAAGAUCCAAAUUUGAUCCCUGCAGCAGCCAGCGUCUCAAUAACCUUGUAUCCUGCUGAACCUCUACCCGCUCACUCGUGAUUUGACACUGCAUAACAACAAAAUGCUUAAAAUGUAAUGUAAAUAUGCACAAAUUUAGCUGUGAUAUUUUUGAAGAAAUGUACUACACUGUGCUUCCAUAUUUAACUGGCGGUUUCAUGUCAUUUUUAACCAUCCUGGGACAUAAAUUACUAUAAUCUGGUGAGGUAACACUACAGCUAUAAAUGGUGUUUUUUGUAUUAUCGGCAUUAGUGGAUCCAGUAUUAGUUAUAAUCUGGAUUAUCCUGCAUUAAGCAUUUGAGUGAAAAUAAGAAGGGAAUCUUGUCAGGGAGAUCAAGUGGAAAGAUCAGGAGUAUACAGUACACAACUUUAAAACAGAAAGUAGACUAACAUCCAUAUACGACCUUUGUAUUUGAAUCUGGUGGCUGAGAUGUGUCUAAUCUGUAUAUAAUUGUGAUAUAUGUUCUGUUUGUUGGUUUGACUUGUGUUUGUACAUUCCAUUUGUCAAGUCCAAGUUAAUAUGUUUGUACGUUAACAUUUGGCUAUGUAACAUCAUAGGUUUUGAGGGAAUUAAGUACAUAUACAGGAUAGUAGCAGCUCUUAUAUACUACUGUAGUUAUGCAUGAGCAAUACACAAGAUGCUGGACUUUGCUUUAACCGACGAGGUGAAUCACAGAUGUAACACUCACUCUAUAUUUUGUAGCAUUUUCAGUUGAAAUCAUAACCGAGGUACCAUAGAAAUCCUGCCAACUGUCUUUGUAACCGUGUACUUAAUUUGGAAAAAAUAAAUGCAUAUGU